Messenger RNA from Thamnophis sirtalis, 725 nucleotides. Lineage: Eukaryota; Metazoa; Chordata; Lepidosauria; Squamata; Natricidae. The record is from RefSeq and is a predicted model, not a curated record.
GAAGAGGAGGAGGAGAAAGCGGAGAAGCGCUGGAUUUGCUCUGGAUCCGCCUGCGCGCUUUCUGGAGCCAAAAAAAGAGAUCGGGACUUUCUCCCCCCCCCCCCCUUUGGGCUUCUUUUGUUUUAGGAUCGACUCAGGAUCGCGCCGGCUUGCAAUUGCGCUGAUCUCCCCCCUCCCCUUCCAGGCUUUGCAACUGGCCUUUUGCGCCCAAAUCUGGCUCUGAGCGCAGGAAAGUCCCGUCCCCUCCCCCGGGUUUCCAUGCCAGGCAGCUGCGCCGAUCCUAUAUGACCCCCCUCUCCUCUUUCCGGGGAGCCCGCGAUGUGCAGAAAACCCGCCUUGGUGGUGUUUGACCUGGCGAUGGCUCCGUGCGAGACCGCAACCAACGGCCCGUUCAGCUCUACCCAGAAGUGCCAGAAGUGCUGCACCAGUUGGAUAGCGAAGGGAUCGCCAUGGCAGCGGCCUCUCGGACAGGCGAGAUUCAAGGAGCCCGACAGCUCUUAGAUCUUUUCGGCUUAAAUCGCUAUUUUCGUUACACCGAAAUCUACCCCGGGAGUAAAAUCACCCAUUUCCAAAGGUUGCAUCAACAGAGCGGCAUCCCGUUUCAUAAAAUGCUCUUUUUUGAUGACGAAAGCCGAAAUAUCCAUGAUGUCGGGACUCUAGGUAUCCUGAAAAGAUGAAUGGGACUCUAGAACCUUCCACACUCAGAGCGCCCCCUGGGUUUGCAC